AUGUCUCUACAAAGUGACUAUGUCGACUAUGAUGUCUUUUUGGACAUCAAAUUUGAUCCAAUUGCGUUUGCCAACACUUUAGUGGUUGCGACCAAUGCGCCAAAUGAUGCCGAAGUCGAUCUGGCGACCCCUGCAAAGCGUCUUGGGUACGACUUGGCUGAAGUGAAGGAGCGUAUUGAAAAGUUAACUACAGACAAGUAUGACGCGCUUAUAACUGAAGGUGUAAACGUGCAAGAAAUGAGCCGAGCUUUGGAACCUUUAAAACCGGCAGUGGAGAAUUUGACUGCGGCGUACGGGAAACUUCAGCGAGAUAUUAUGGCGCCAUUUUAUCAGGCACAACACAUUCAUGGCGCGCUACGCAGACUGCACGCAACUACAGGACUGCUGCGCUCACUGACAUGGUUCUUAUAUCUGGUGCGCCAGGUAUCAGCAAUCAUGGAUCCUCUACUGACUAGUGACUCUUCAUCGUCGUCUUCACCGUCGUCGGCUCCACGAACGGCUCGUCAAGCCAAUUUGUUUGCAAUCCCUGAUGGGCGACUAUUACUGCGAGCUGCCCAGACAGUGAUAUCGCUGCACAAGCAGUUGUCCAUGGAGCCUGCUUUGCGGUCAGUUCAAGUGAUUAGGACAUUUGAAAGUUCACUACUGGGGAAAUAUGAAGCCCGGUUGACUCAGCAUUGCCAAAAUAUUAUUCGGUUUUACACUUUAACCUCAGCAUCAACAGUACCUUUACCGACAAGUAAUAGCAUUAAUGUGGAUGACUAUGAUACCCUUGCUGCUCACGCGGCCAGUGCACUUGCGAUUCUGAACCCAAAUGCACUUGUGGGUUCUCUUGUGCGGUUUGUGGAGAGCCAAGCCCAGGCUUCAGUAACAGAACUUACUCGGUCACUGCCAUCUCUCAAUCUGUCCAUGCAAGCGUUUACAAAUGCGCUUGGGACGAUUGCUGAUCGGGCUCGGUUUGUUGGACGGUACGAGAACGCAUUGCGUCAUUCGAUUUCUGAUGAUAUCUUAUCGCGUGCAGUAGGGAAGUUUGGCGACAAGGCUGAGAGUCUUGUGGGAGAAUAUUGGGCGGACUUUGCAGAUGCGGCAGAGCAACGAUUACGCGAGUUUGCUGGUAGCAACAAUAAUAUGGCAACAACUAUCAGAUUUAAAAACUACCCUAGCUCAUCCACACUUGUCGAAACAUAUGUGAUCAAGCCGUUUAAUAAAUCUGGGGAUCCACUUGCACGGACAUGCAAGCCUGAUGCAAUUUCUGUGCGGCAACUUUCCCGGGGGUUGGCCAUUUUGUUUAAAUGA
Molecule: messenger RNA, 1293 nt
Organism: Magnusiomyces paraingens
Lineage: Eukaryota; Fungi; Ascomycota; Dipodascomycetes; Dipodascales; Dipodascaceae
Exons: 1
Coding region: 1-1293 (430 amino acids)
Biological process (GO): intra-Golgi vesicle-mediated transport
Cellular component (GO): COG complex
Source: RefSeq, a predicted model, not a curated record